CCGAAUGAGAAGCCAUGAUGUUUUGAUCUUGUGCGGCAAUAUAUUCUACCGACUCGUCAUGCAAUUUAUGUAAAAAUGAAGUUUUUAUUGGUUCUCAUUUUGGUGAUUUCACCUAUAGUACUAUGCAAAGAAUCAAUCAAUGAUUUGGUACAUCUUUUGGACGAUCCCAAGACCUUGUACGAAAUUGUGAAGCGAUUAGGUGACAGCGAUUUGGCUUCAGAACCAGAUUAUGACAGCAAAACACCGAAUGAUAAUCAAGAUUCUUCGGAGGGUUGUAAAUACAAAAACUUUACGAAAACAAUUAUAAAAACAAAAGCAUCUACAAAGGCUGGCGCUCAAUUUUUAGAUUCAGUAGAUGGACUAAAAAGCAAUUAUGAAUGCGUUGAAAGGUGCUGUUUAUUAAACGGCUGUGAACUUGCUGUGUAUGAAAAUAAGGAUGAUAGAAACUGUUAUUUAUUUGCCUGUAAAGAGAAGACAACUGGUAAAAAUCUCUGUGAAUUUGCAAGUCAUGAUGAUUAUAUUUCUACAAGUGUCAGCCAUUCCGUCAAAAUUAAAGUUUCACAGGGUAGAAAUAACCAUGAGGAUGACCUACAAGAUUUAUCAGAUGGUAAAAAACCUGAAGUAAAAAUACCCCCUACUCCCUCCCCUACUACUACUACAACAUCUACAACAACAACAACAACUACCACACAAAAACCUGAACUACCCCAUUCUGUACCUCUUGGUGAUAAAUGUAGAAGUGAAAUUGGUUGUGAAGAUUCCCAUGCUUUAUGUAUAUCUGAAACAUGUUCCUGUAGAAGUAACUAUUAUAAUAAAAGGGGCACGUGUCGUGAGGUUUGUGGACAUUCCCGAUUUGAGUGCCAGGUUGUUGGUCUUGACGGACCUGACUGCGUUCGUUUAUCUUUAGUUUGUGAUGGCACCAAGGACUGCAAUGAUGGGUCAGAUGAGGUCAACUGUCAAACAGAAGCUCCUCUUCCCAAAUUUCCUUGGCAUAGUAAAUUUAGUGGAUUUGGUUCUAAUUUUGAUUCCAAAUUACGAACAACAGUUUUAGGCACAGCAACUCCAGAGGAAAAUAUUAACUCGUUGCCAGUUGUUCCUUCUGCAGAUACAGCAGCCAUAAAUAGAGAAUUCCAUCAACAAAAGGCAUCCAUGGAUGUUGAGAACCAAGAAAUUCAGUCUAAGAAGCUGGAUUCAGAUAUUCAAAAUAUUAAAGAUCUGAGUCCUGAUGUUAAUUCUGAAGAAGAUUCACACGUGAGACAUGAUAAUGGAGACCAAGUAUCGAAUGACAACCAGUUGGAAAAUGGAAGCCCAGAGAUAAUUGUGCCUACUACAACUUUCAGACCCGAGCCAAUAGUGGUUUGGCCAGAUAGUUCGACAGAUGAAGAAGUUAUUUUACCAAAACAGGAUCAUCAUCAAAAUUCUGUAAAUCAAGUUAUCAAACCACCAGAAAGUGUUUCUCCAAGAAAAGAAACAGCUUAUCAUUAUCAUGAAGAGGUGCCACUGGAGACCUACGUUCCUGAUAGUAAAUUCUCAUUUCAAGGUAAAAAAGGACCAAGUUACUAUGUAGCCAAUCAGAAACAGCCGAAUGAUAAUGAUGUCAAUGUCAUAAGAAAGACGGAUGUCAAGAUAGUGAACCAGCCUAAACCAAUCCCGACACAGAAUUCUAGACCAGUACAUGAUGCCCACAUGAGGACAGACCCUUUAGCUAGCAAUUCUCAAGAUGUCGAUCUCCAAGCUCAACAGCCAGACAUUCGAGGAAGAAAAUAUCCUGAUAAUCAGAUUUAUCAAGGGUAUGGGUCAUACAACCAACCUCAAUAUCGGCCACAUUAUUCACCAGAUCUAACUGGCUCCGAUCUGAAUGAUCGACAAAGGGACAGAACUCCAUAUAACAGAAUGUAUUCCAACAAUAGGCCCAAACCCUAUCAACCUCAACCAUAUCCUUCUCGUCAAGGUUACCAAAAUCCACCACCAGCUCAUAACCAGUUUCAGAAUUAUGUGUAUGAUUAUCCAGACUAUGAACCAUAUCAGAAUGAGAAAGAAGACAGUGGUAGCUCAGAUCGUCAAUAUUUUCCAGGUUUAUUCAAUAUGUUUAAUAGUAAAGAUGGUAAAAAGACUCCAGGUAAAAUACCAAACACAGAAGUUAAACCACAUACGUCACCAAAAGAAACAGAUACAUCAAAAGAAAAUCAUGUAAAGACAAACACCCAAUCAGAAGAAAAAUCAACAUCAGAUGCAGACAAAACACAUAAAUCAAAUUCGGUGGAAACAGACGAAUCAAAGUCAACAGACAAUAACGAAUCAAAGUCAACAGACAAUGAUGAAUCAAAGUCAACAGACAUAAACACACCAAAUUCAGCAGACACUGACACAUCCAACUCUGAAGAAACAGAGAAGAACACAGAUGAGAAAGAUAACGAGAAUAAUCAAACAGAUAAAAAUACAAAAAUACACAAUGAUAAGGUGACCACUGUUGAAAUAGAUACCAUCCAGGAGCAGUCAUUGAUUGUGACAAAAGAAAAGGUUAUUGUGGCCAGUCCUAUUAGUCAAGCAGAGGGACCAAUCAUUGCUUUAUCUCUUGGAUUAGCCUUAACUUUCAUAUUACUGGUUUUUGUUGCCUGUAGAAUGAGAACUAUUAAAAGGCGAUUGCGAAAAGGUCGCGUUUUACACAGCAAUGAGGCUGAUUAUUUGAUAAAUGGAAUGUACCUAUAAAAAAUAUGACCACAAAAAAUUUGAAAAUGCAAAUAAAAUUAAACAUUUAAAUUUUGAGACAAAAACUUUUCUCAUCAUAUAUAUAUAUCGUAAAGUUUUUUCGAAAGUAAACCAAUUUGAGUAGAUACUAAAAAGCUGAAGGUGAAUUAUGUAUGUAAAUUGUUUUCUCAUUUGUUUUUAUCCACCGGUGUGAUAAAAGAAAUAGACGAUUUCUUUCAUGGAAAUAGACGAUUUCUGGGAUAGACAUUUUAAAGUAAUUGCGAUUUGGUAUUUUUUAAAAUGUUACGGAAAAUGUAUAUUGUAUUGAUUGUAAGAGAAACUUAAAACAAAAAGUUUGUAAUGUAAUGAAAAUUAAUUUGCAAGAUGUAUUAUAUUAAAUUUUAACGACGGUCACUACCAUAUUAUUACAUUAUAUACAUGAUAAUUAGAAAAUAGUUAAACAUCUAUCUUUUUUACAUUUUUAUACAUGCAGAAGUCUGCACCUAGAUAAAUAUUUGACAUUAUAUAAAAAAACAUUAUUUUGUAGACAUCUAUCCAAUCCCAGCUUAUAGAUCUAGAUGUAAGAAUUAAAAACAUAAUGCACUAGCUCUUCCAUAAUUAAUGUACAUAGAUAUAAUUAUGAAGCAUGUUCUGUGUAUUUAAAUGUUUAGUGUUCAUGAUUAUGCUACUUUCAUUUUCAAGGACUACCUGUGAUGGUCUGCCUUAAUGACUUAACAUUCCUGUUAUCUAGUUCUCAUUUUAAAAUCAAUUAUCAGAAUUUACUCAACACAUAAUCGAAAUUGAUAAUGUGGAUAUCACAAUUUGAUUAAAAUGAGACAUCACUUAAGUUAGCAUUUUCUUUGUUAUUCUACUUGACCUAACAAAUUGUAUGUAUGUAUUGUUUAGAGGGCUAAGUAAUGUGGUAAAGUUAUAGGAUUGUAUGCCAUAAAUAUAACUCUAGUCAGAAUAAAGUUUUAAAAUUAGAAAAAAUAAAAGAAGCAAAAUUGUAAUCAAAUUGUAAUCAGAUUGUUUAUAUCUUAAAUUAAGGGAAAACAAAUAUUGAAUUUCUCUGUGAAACUGGUAUUGUGUAACUUGAUAAAUACUUGUACUAUGGAAUUCAUUUCGUUUCACUUAACAACUUGCAGAAUAUGAUCAGGUGCUACAUACACACCUGCCCUAAAUUGACUAAUGUAUUUCUGUGAAUGUAAUAUGUUUUUAUUUGUAAUAUAUAUGCAAUGCAGUGAUAAUCCAUGAUAUUCUACUUAAUUCAAAUCCUAUAUUUUCGUAUUGACUAACUGUAGAAUUCCUUAUAAUGGGUAGACAGGGUUGGAAACCGCAACAUGAAAUUCAGGAAAUGGAAGGAGAGAUAAAGUUUGUCGAUCAAACCCUCUCCUAUGCACAAUCUUGUGUAUGCCUUUUUGGCAAAGGUAGGAAUUAGAAGUGGCGUAUUGUCAAAAUAAAUGUAUGUGUAUUGGCUUGUGAUCCCUUCUAUUAUAAUUAUUGAUAAAUCCAUUAUUAUGAAAUUUACAUUUACUUUAUUUUCUGUUUAUUCCUAUAUUAUUUGUGUUCAUAUAAUUUUAACUUUCAGGCCUGGGGUCAUGAAUUUAGCUUUUGCUUAAAUGAAGAAAAAUCAAAUUUUUGUAUUAAGUUGAAAUAUAUGCUAUUUUGAAUUACAAUUACAUAUUUUACUUUAAAGUGCAACAAACAAACCACUGAAAUUUAAUUAACACUUAAUAAAGAUAAGAUUUUUUGGCAUAGGGGAUCCCAAUUGACCCCAUAUUCCUUCAAAUCAAACUUGUGUCGCAUAGGGCAUCAUUUUAUUUUCACAUUCGUUCAAAUCAAGUUUUUAUGGUAUAAGGCAUCCCAAUGGUUUCCACAUUCCUUCAGAUUAACCGUUUAUGGCAUGGGGAAUCUCAAUUGUUCUCAUAUUCCUUCAAAUCAAAAGUUUAUGGCACAGCGAUCCCAAUUAUUCUCACAUUCCUUCAAAUCAAACUUUAUGUUAUUAUUGUUUAAUUGUUUUCCCAUUCCUUCAAAUCAAACGUUUAUGACAUAGGAAUUCUCAAUUGUUCUCAUAUUCCUUCAAAUCAAACGUUUAUGGCAAAGGAAUCCCAAUUGUUCUCACAUUCCUUCAAAUCAAACUUUAUGUUAUUAUUGUUUACACUGUAUUUAAUUAGUUUAUUAAUGUUUUUAUUCUUUAUAUUAUACUCUUAUUACAAUGAUGAAAAUAUUUAUUUCUUAUUAGAACUAUCUAUGGUAUAUUUAUUAGGCAUUUGUGAUAUAACUUUGGUUGUGUUUAACUUUUCUACCAUUUUUCAACAAGUUAUUUUCAUUGAAUAAAAAGCCAUAUUCUCUUUGUAGUUAGCAUAAUGUGAAUGUAAUAGACACAGUUUGGCUUUUUUCUAGUUAAUAAGGAAAAUUGUGAAAUAGUAAUUGUGUGGUUGCAUGUACCUAUGUAAUAAAGACCAGUUCGAAAAAACGAGAGAAAUAUUAUCUCUUUAUGUGUGAUAUUUCUAUAAAAAAAGACAAAUAUUGGGUUAAUAUUUUCCAAAACUUAUUUUCCUAGCAAGUUAACUUUGUGUAGAUUUAUGUACUUCUUCAAUCUGAUUAAAACACAGAUCCUAUUUUGUUUCAUUUCUUAGAGUUCAAAAUUUCGUUUUACUUGUCCUUACUACACUAGGAUCUGGAAGAGUUGUUAUAUAACCCACAUUCUGAGAGGGAUUAGCCAAUGAAACGGUCUGUUACAGCGAGUGUUUGGUGUGUGAUGCAUGGAACUAUGGGUAACCCACUAGAAACAUCAACACUGAUUGGUUAAUCAAAUGUCUGACGUCAUAGGGUCAAAAGUCGCUCGUAUGACCUCUGACACAAUCUUCCACUACAUCCGGUCAGAUCUUCAUGUAGUGUAGGCCAUCGAAAGUAUAAAAAAAACGGAACGAAAUAUACAUCUGUAUUUUAAUCAGAUUGAUACUUCUUCAAGUUCAUGCAUGCAACCACAGAACUGGCACUGUUCCUUAAGGCAUUCACUUGCAAUGAACAUAUUUUAGGCUAUAUACUAUUGGAAUAAAAUGUUGCUGAUCUGAGCUAAAGAAAUUAUUGUGAAGUUCCUGUGAUGGACUAAAAUGUGGAUAAAAUACACAAUUCUAUUGAACAACUUUCAAGAAUGGCUUAGAAUUCAGCUCAAAAUUUGUAGUACUGGGCCCUUAUUCACGAAAACUUAAAUUAAGAUACAAUCGAAAUUUUAAGAAAUACUGCAAUUCGAUUGGCUGACUAGUAAAAUCAAUUUGCAUAUAUCCAAUGAAGUUGCAGUAUUUCUUAAAAUUUUGGUUGUAACUUAGUUUAAGUUUUCGUGAAUAAGGGCCCAGGUACUUUCUUUUAAGAUUAGUCCAUUAUGCCUCUGCAUGGAGUCUUUACAAUAAUUUCAGACAGUUUAAAGAGAACUGUUUUUGAUAUAUGUAUUUUUGGCCAGCGAGCGCCUCAAUCUACAAGCAUUAUAUUUCAGUGUGUUUAUUUAUAUAGAAAUAGAUUGUUAGUACUGUACUGUUGUCUGUGAUAACAACACUAAUGAAUAAUAAUGUUAAUAAACUAUUUUUCAUGUUAA
This is a messenger RNA of Patella vulgata (common limpet), 6283 nucleotides long. RefSeq names its product dentin sialophosphoprotein. Gene Ontology annotation, molecular function: protein binding. The record is from RefSeq and is a predicted model, not a curated record. The transcript has 7 exons. NCBI's taxonomy places the organism in Eukaryota, Metazoa, Mollusca, Gastropoda, Patellidae. The coding region runs from base 76 to 2709 and encodes 877 amino acids.